Molecule: messenger RNA, 5819 nt
Organism: Klebsormidium nitens
Lineage: Eukaryota; Viridiplantae; Streptophyta; Klebsormidiophyceae; Klebsormidiales; Klebsormidiaceae
Source: the annotation of a GenBank genome assembly
CACUGAACUUCAAGAGUGAUGGAAGACGUCUGACCCAUUCUGAACGUCGUGCCACCUUCAUUUCAAGACUCAAAAGCGAAGGCGAUCUUGCAGAGGGCGUCACUUGCUUGCGCUCACUCAUGAAGGUAGGCAGGCGUUUUAUGGAAGAGCAAGAACCCACAGACCAUCCUUAAUCAAGAGUACUCGCAUUUCCCUGAAGCAUCUAUAAAGUGCGACCACCAAGCGAUCAUGCAACGUCUCCUCUGGUUGCAAUCUCCCUGAGACUCGGGUACUGCAAUUGAGAACCAGGAAUGGCGUGGUUUUACACAAACGAUCCACCACUUCAUCGGGACGCCCUCGAGACGGCCACCCCUCGCGUGGUUUCCUUUCUGGGCGCUGCGACGGAGAUAGUCUGUCUCCUGGGCUGCGAGGAUUGGCUGGUGGGUAGGUCGCACGAAUGCCAGCGGCCAGAGAGUAUCUUGUCUCUGCCAUGCGUGUCGUCAGCGGAGCCCAUAGGAGAUGAUCUGGGCGCCAUAAGCAGCCGGGAGAUUGAUGAGCGGGUGCGGGGGCUGGUGGAGCGGGGCUUGGCGCGAUACAAGAUCGAUGCGGAGAUGCUGCGGGAUCUGCAACCGGACGUAAUCUUGACGCAGGACCAGUGCAGCGUGUGUGCCGUCACCCCCCAAGACCUGGAGUCCGCCUGUUCCCGCUUCUUCCAUGAGGACCAGAAGCCGUGCAAGGUCGUGUCGCUCCGCCCCACCACGAUGUCCGACGUUUGGGAGAACGUCCGGAUCAUCGCCGACGCCCUCAACGUGUCCGAAAAGGGCGAGGCGCUCAUCAAGUCGCUCCGAGCGGAAUGGGACUCGAUCCGGCGGAACACCCCCCAGUACAGCGACGGAAUGCCCCCCCUCAGCGUCGCCUGUCUCCAGUGGACCGACCCCCUGAUCGGCGCCGGUUACUGGGUUCCCGAAAUAGUUUCCUGCGCCGGGGGGGUAAAUCUGCUGGGUGAAAAGGGGGGGGGCAGCCCGAAAGUGACGCUUGAAACCCUGGCGGAAGCCCAGCCAGAGGUUAUCGUGGUUAUGUGCUGCGGGUUAGGCCUUGACCGUGGGGUUAAGGACGUGGAGGCGCUGGAGAAACAGGCGGGCUGGGCGGGGUUAAGGGCGGUUAGGAACGGAAGGGUUUAUGUCGUGAAUGGGGACGAGUAUUUCAACACGAGUUCGGCGGCGGCGGCGGUUGAGAGCGCGAGACUGAUGGCGGAGAUUUUGCACGGCGGCAGGUCGGGUCUCGAAGGCAGCGCCUACGUCAGGCGUCCCGCCAUCUCUCCGCCAACCGACGUCAGCAGUGACGUCAGCGCAGUCCCUCGGCCCGCCGCGCACCCCAGGCGCCCCCCUCCCCUGCCCACGUGGCUCCAGGGUGCGGAGACCAGGUCGCAAUCCAACGGCGGACAUUUUUCGGGGGGGUCAGACUUGCACAGGGAGAAGGGGGGUGCGAACGGGCAUGCGCAUGUAGACAGUCCCCGAGCAGAGAGCCCAGUUUCCACUCCGGGGGGGUCCGGUUUCAGACUGUUUGAGAGUGCGGCUGGCACCCCCCCGUGGGGGGGUUCGCCGAUGGGCUCGAGCCCCGGGGCAGCGAACCCCCCGGAAGAGCGGGAGGAGUUCUGGAUGGGGAAUGAUAGCGACGAGGAAGGCUGGACGGGGAAUCGGGACGUGGUUCUGGGGGGGUUCUCGGAUUCGGACAGUGAGUCCGACGAUGAUUUUGAAAGCCUGGUCGAAUUGCCACUUGCCGAAGCGAAGUGGUCUCUCGAGAGAGGGGGGAGGGAAGGAGAGGCGUUAAGCGAAGGUUCUGGCCUAACCCAGGGUCUGGUUCUCGACAGCGAGCUGGACGCUAUUGCAGAAGGGGUGCGGAGGCGCGAGAGUGAGGAGCGGAGGGGUAACGUCAAUGAGGCGGACGUGACGUCAGGUGAAGUGGGUAGUGCGCGCCAGGCGCAAACGGAGCCGGUUAGCAAACCAGCGGGGAUGGGUUACGGUUCCCGUGCGAAAGCGCAGCCGCUGCCGGUGCCCAAAAGAGGCGAGUUCUCAUUCGAUACCAGCUCGGCGGGUCACCCUAACUACGAUCUUAACCCGCCGCCGGAACCUAGAAGCUGGCAGGAGCCACGUGUCCUCUCGCCCGACUCGUUGAAGUCGUCGCCAACGCGAUGGCCCUCGUCGCACCCCCCCACGUGGCCCGAAACCCCGAGGACACCGCAAACUCCCCCGAGCCUGGACGAGUUCGAAAAGCAGUUUCCAUUUGACUUUGGCCGGGGCCGGAGGCAAACGGAAACGAACUCGACCAGGUUUGCAGACGAAGCGGGUUUUGGUGUCCGUGAAGAGAAGGAGUUUGGGUCGGAGAAGGAGGAACUCGGCAGGGGGAAAGAGUGGCUAAAGGACAGGUCAAACUCACUCAGCGACGAUAGACCGGGGGUGCGCGGAGCAGAAAAAGUGCGCCCCCGGCUUGAAGUCGAAACGACAGGGCUGACCGUUUUCGAGGGGCCCCAUUCCCCGCUGGAGAGCUCCGGUCCACAUGCUGCAGGAAACAGCGGAUCGCCGGAACUAGAGAGCGUCUCGUUAGAGUCUCCCAGAGACCGAGGCGAAAGGGGGGUGGAAACGGCGGGCAACAAGUCCCCCCUGGAGGGAGGCGGUGUCGAGCACUCGGCCUUCAAGCGCAUCCAUCUCGUAGGGCGGCCCCUCUCCCUCGACGUCAGCAAACGGCCCGACGCCGACUCCCAUUCCGGACUCCCCCUACGUCGCGCGCCUCCGCCCCCGAACCGCCCCUCCAAGCCCCCCAACUUUUCCAUGCUGCCAAACCCGUCCGAUCUGCCCGCGCUUAUGGACCUCGGGAGCGUUCCCGCGCUCAAGACCCUGUCGCCCAUUCGCACCGGGCGCCAUUUCACACCGGUGCCGACGUCCCCGCCCUUCGCGCCGGCGGAGCUCCCGAGGGGGCUGCCGGUAUUCCCGGCUCUGGAUCUGUCGCGGGGGGGGGGGCAGUCUUCCCCUUCCCCCCCUAGCAGCCCUUCGCUGUCCCCCCUUUCCUCCCCGCUGGGAAACGGACGGUUACGGGAAAACGGUUACCGCCCCCCAAAAUCGCCUAGCUCGCCGCAAGCUCUGGCCUCGCCUCGGUUCUCCCCUCUUUCUGUGCUGCCCUAUCUCAGCUUGGACGCGUCCCUGGAUCCGUGGUCAAACCCUAAAACGCUUGACCCGGCGGAGUUAGUGGAAGAAACCGGGUUAGAGCCGAUGGAAACCCUGGGGGGAGAGUCGGGGUAUGAUAAUGAUAUCAACAGCUUGGAGGAUAGCAUUCGGAGGAGUAUGGACCGAUGGAUGUGGGGGGAGAUCGGAAUGGAGGGAGUCACGGCGGCCGCUGGGCUGGACAACGUCCAAUCCACUGGCGCCGACUUCCCCUCUGAGGCAGGGCCCGUUUCGGACGCUGACCCUCGCACACCUGGCACCCCUGAGGGCGUCCGUACGGCUUCUGAGGGCGUUCGUACGAGUGCUGAAGGCGGCCGUUCAGUCUCGGACGACGUCCCUGGAGAUGCGGAAGGCGUCCGUACGGCUUCUGUGGCCGUCCGUACUGGUCCGGAGGGCGUCCAAUCGGCUUCUCAGGGCGGUCGUACGUCUGAGGAAAGCGUCCGAACAACUACGAAGGGCGUCCGAACGUCUUUUGAGGGCGUCCGAAUGCGUCCGCUCACGGCCAAAGCGGAGGAGCUGAGAACCGUUUUGGAGGAGGCCGUCGAGGCGGCCCUGCCUGCGGACUGCAUCAUUCUGAGUGGGGGGCUGGACACGUGUGUACUAGCGGAGUUGGCAGCGGCGGGGGUGGGAAACGGAACGGACGGAAACGGAAUGAAUACGGACGGAACGGAUGCGGACGGAAUGGGUGAGGUCAAGGACGGUGGUGGCAGAGUGGACGAAGAGCAGUUAUCUGGUACGGGAAACAAUAUGCCUAUUAACGAGUAUGGAGAACUCAAUGAUGACCCGCUUAAAAGGUUAGACGAGCAUAAGCAAGCAGAGGUCCGCAUACAUAUGCAGCAGCCGAUAAGCAAUAGCACGACCAGGCCCACUUCUAUAAGCGCUCCCCGGGCAGACAGCGUUCUAAUCACAGAUCAGUCGCAGAGCUAUGAUAAACGCCCAGAGCAUAUAGAUACGAGCAGCGCAAACGCCGCCAAUCGUCAAACGACAGGUGAAAUAAGCAGGGAAGGUCAGCAAAAGAGCGCAGAAACUGCGUCGAGAAUAAAGGAAGCGCUUACGGUUCUUACGGGGGAGCAUGCAACGGACCGGCGGUACGCGGAAGAGAUUGCGAAGCGGUGCGGACUGCGCCAUACGGUGAUCGAGACGCGGACGCCCGAGGCGCUCCUGGACCUGGAGCUGGAGUUCGUCGUCCGCACGCUGCGGACGUUCGACCCGAUGGAGGUCCGCAACAGCAUCGCAGUAGCGGCUGCGCUGCGGGAGGCACACAGACGCGGGCACACGAGCGCGAUCACCGGAGACGGGGCCGAUGAGCUGCUGGGGGGGUACUCGUUCACGCACGGCCUCUCCCCCGAAAAGUUCGCCGAGUACCGUACCCAUCUGCGCUCCGUCAUGCGCUUCUCCGCAGUGCCGCUCGGCGCGGCGCUCGGGAUCGAAGUCCGACAGCCGUACCUCUUCCCGAAAUUCGUCGAUCAUGCGCUCGCCAGUCUGGCGCGGGAAGAUCUAGUGGGCCCGGUUCCGGCGGACCUGCUGACGGAGAGCGUCUGGAGCGGAAUUGAGCGGACUUGCCGGGCGGAAGACUUGGGAAGGCUGGGCGGGGAAACCGUGCACGGGAAGUUGGCGUUAAGGGAAGCGUUCCCCGGAGUCUAUGCGGCGUGGCGCAGCAAGGACCCAAUCGAGGUCGGGUGUGGCACCACCGUCCUCCCCGCCCGCUUCAAAGAGGCCCUGUCCGACGCCGAGUUAGCGGCCGCCCAGAAAAAGAUACUCGCACAAGACCAGGAAAGCGGCGGGGGGGGUGAAAAGCGCCGGGGGCCAGGGGGGGGAGAGGAAGAGAAGCAAGGGGGGGGCUUGCAGAGUGGUGAGGGGGUGGCCACGGGGGAGGGAAAAAGUGGCGGGAUUGGGGAGGGGAAUGAGGGGGAAAAGGAGGAAGGGGGAAUGCGGAUUGGAGGGGAGAGUGCGGCAACGGGCGACGAUCAGCCGAGUACAAGUGGGUGGGGACAAGAAAGCUUGGGAAAUGAGGGGGGUGCCAGCGGCAUGGUCGAAAGGAAAACUCCGAACGAGGGGAAGGAGACGGUAGGGGCGAGUGGGCAGCAGGUACUUGCUACUGCCGUUUCGGUCCUUGGGGAAGAGAAAGGGAACAGCGCUUUGGAGAGGGGGGCAGUGUUCGGUGGGCGGAACGAAAGCCCAAGGUUGCUAGCAACUGUUUCAGGGACGUCGUCGUCUGCGGACUCGAACGAAGAUUAUGCGUCGGCUGAUGAGUGCUUCGACGAGUCGGACAUUUGAGGAGUCGCAGGUGGAGAAAGUGGGUAUGUGAAUUUGUCAAUCUACUGUGGAACCGGCCCGUUAUUAGUCUCUUUGAUGUGUCGACUCCGGUUGGUGGUUCGUGUCCCUGAUCCCUCUCAGAUCGCGAGUCUUCCGAUUGAUCUCAUAGCCUUCCGUCUUAUUAGAGCCGGAACACGGAUAUGUGCACGUAUUAGGGGUGCUGAAUACAGGUUAGAAAGCUCGAUUGAACGUUGCAUUCUUGACCGCCUAGCAUCCACGGUUCACCUGAUUAUCGCACGGCAUGCCACCGUGUGCUUCAACAUCGUCCAAGUCGUUUCUUGAGUUUAACAAAAUGUAAGAUACCAG